AUGGCGACAAAUGCACCCCUCCUGGGGAACCAGAGCAAGAAGGGCGGGCACUCGAAGGCUUCCAUUUUCUAUGGAGCUGAUGAGUACUUGGAGGAGCUGAAGAAGAAGCACCUCGACUCCCGACAGACUUGGGAACGGCAGGCUUUGAAAUUGCUCAAGGCCGACAAGAUGCUGAAGGUGGAAAAGGACAAUGAGAACAGGAGCUUGAAGACCAAGCGUUUGUUCCCGACCGCCAACAAGCCGGACCCGAUGCCACAGAACUUGGCCUUUUUGUUCACCAAGAUCACUCCUGAGCCCUGGAAUGCAGAAGAGCAGAUGAUGUACAUGUGGAAUGUUUUGACGGCCAUCUUCAUUGGACAGGUGCUCAUGGUGAUCGCUUAUUGUGGGGCCCUGGCCACGCUGCCGGACUACUGGUGGACCUGCACGCUGCUCUUCGGGAUUCCCUUUUCCUACAUUGCGAUCCAGCAGAUCUAUAUCGACCACGAUGUCAUGCACGGGGCCACAUUUCCCGUGUAUGAUUGGCAGAAGUACUUGACCCAUCCUUUUGCAGACUUCUUUUCCCUGCCUUGGGAAGAAUUUGUGUUGGAGCACAACCGCCACCAUGCAAGCACGGUGGACCUCUUGAUCCAGGGAGAGUUCGGUUGGGACCCAGAGGAGUUCCACUACGCCUUGCAGCAGUGGGCAGGACCCUUCAGCACCAACUGGUACAAGUACAUCCUUACUGUUCCAUGGAUCCCUGUUAUUCAUUUCUUUGGCCUGAACGACACUGGUUCCCUUUUUGCCCUGGAGUGGUGGAUGCACUUUCCCGAUGAGGGUGCCGGUGGCAAGUGCAACAAGGAUUUCUGGAACAAGUGGGUGCCUCGGCGUUUGUAUCAUAACGCCUUUGUGGUGACCCUGUGGGCUUUGGUCUGGCUGCUGGGCACCUAUCCCUUGGGCCGACCAUUGAGCGAGGGCUGGAGGUUCAUGUUCACCGUGUCUUUCUUUGCUCGAAUCGGUUUCUCGGCUGCCUGGAUGUUCAUCACGAACUUCACCCAUUCGCUGCCUUGGAACGAGUUCUUGGCACAGGAUCCAGGCCGAACAUGGCCAAUCCUACAUAAUGUGAUGGCCUUGGUCUUGGGCGGCAAGCACCGCUGGAAUGAGAUGUUGUUCCACGAUGUCCACCACGCCUUCCCCAAUGCAGUGGGCACGCUGAGCCAGCGUGGCCGUUUCCACGGCUGGGAGAAGGAGACGCAGAUGCAGAAGACGCAGAAGAAACGCUCUCUCAUGAUGAAGCAGGGCAAGUGA
Messenger RNA from Durusdinium trenchii, 1284 nucleotides. The record is from the annotation of a GenBank genome assembly. NCBI's taxonomy places the organism in Eukaryota, Dinophyceae, Suessiales, Symbiodiniaceae.